Molecule: messenger RNA, 315 nt
Organism: Acanthoscelides obtectus
Lineage: Eukaryota; Metazoa; Arthropoda; Insecta; Coleoptera; Chrysomelidae
Source: the annotation of a GenBank genome assembly
AUGAAUAGUGAGGUUGAUUUUCCUAUUUUUAUAGUCAUGCAUCUAGACUUUAGCUGUACAGCCGUUUGGUUCGCGGACCAUAACGUGCAUGAAUCACAGUUCAAGGGUAAAGAAUCAAAGGGCAAAGGGAAGUAUCAAAGGUCAAUCCAUGCUUAUGGCAAACCUCAAGGCUCAAAGGUGAAGUGUCAAAUGUCAUUGGGUGAAAGGAACCUGAACAUCUACACCUCGUUAAUAUCAAUGCAUAACCGCCGCCAAAUAUCGAGUAAUUUAAUCAGCGCCAGGGAGUCGCUGGCUGCUGGCAGCGACCAUAGAUAA